GGGCAGGCGCCGCGGCGCCCUGAGCUAGCGUGGAGCUUCGCCAUCUUGAGGUCAGACAGCGGCGCUUCGAGGCCUCGGGAGCUUCUGCCGGCGUGAGCCGCCAUUAGCGAGCUGCCGCGCUGGGCCGUGAGCGAGGGGUGACAGCGGUAGUGCUGGCUGGAACCGCGGGCGCGGCUGUGAAGGAACGCGUGCUUUGGGUGCGCUACAGUGUAGCCAAUGCUAGGGGCCUGUAAAGAAAAGUACUCUUAACGUCAUCUGUAGGCGUAAAGGUUAAAGGAAGGCUGUACCUCACCUGAAAAGAUUUCUAAGAAGCAAAAAGAGCAGGUGCAGGUGCCCUGACCUGCUGUAUCCUCAAUAAAAGUCUCUGUGCUGUAUGGCAUCUUGGCCUGUCUGUGGCCUGCUUCUGGUGGUUUCCCUGGCCUACAUCCGGCAUGCAGACUGCGUUAAAAAACUGUUAAAAUUGUACACCUCCUCCCCAAAUCAUUUCAGAGUGCAACUGCUGGCAGCAGCUGAUUGCAAAUGGAAAGAGCAAGCUGCUGUGAAUGGAAGAGAGGCAGUCUGGAAGAUGAUUACAAAGCGGGCCACAGCAUGAGCCUGAGUGAACAUUUUGGAUUGGCUAGGGAAAAAGUCCUGUUAUUUCCAUACCAUGUGUUCCCACUGCUCAUAUAUAUCGUAUAAAGAAAAGUGCUCAAAGGAUCACGUAAUGACGAGCCAUCCCCUCCACCUGCAUCAGAAGGAAAAACAGCACAGAAACUUGACUUCUUCAAUACCAAGAAGAUGGAAUCUACCCAAAUGAUUUCAUGCCUGCUACUGAGCAGCCAACAACUGAGAUGAAGCAGGUACAUCUCAUUGCUUUGCUUUAAAAGAGUUGAUGUGCAAGGGUAGAGAUCUCAGCUUUAGAAAGUACUUCAAGAUUGAAUGCAUUUCUUUCCCCUUUAAGAGCAGUGUCUUUGCUCUAUUAAGUAUAGCUCAUUCCAUAUGUCCUACAAAUGUUCCUUCAACUAAUACGAAUUUAGUGAAUGCAAUACUGACUGCUAUUUACCUUUUGAAUAAUUUAUAAAUAUUUAUACCUAUGUAGGUAAAAACAGCACUAAUUUUGCAGCUCAGAGGAGAACAAAGGAAAAAAACAUUCUGAGUUUCUGGUUUCUAUGAAGUUGUCUCAGAUUGAAAUUGUUAUCUGCCUGAAAAAUGUGAAAUCCAAAUUCAAGUAGAUAACAGUUUCAAUCUGAGACAAAGACUUUCAUCAUGUAGAUAUUCAUGUAUUGUUAUUUAGCCAGAGAAAGACACCAGUGUGCAUUUACUGAUCCAAAUCAUCAACUUUUGUCUCCAGUACCCUUCCUAAUCAAGGAAGCAUCCAAUAAAAAUAAUUACUUCCAGAUCUCUACUCUUUCUACUCCUGAAUUUUAGCAUUUCCUACUUAAGUCUAUCUGUGUUAUCUUUUUACCUUUCAGUUGUGAAAUUGAGAUGCCAUACUCCAGUUACUGAUCCCAGUUCACUUGAUUCCCUUACUUGCUGCUGACUUCAGAAUAAAAUUCUGAAGUCAGUCAAGAAGGGUCCUCUACAGGGCUUUUAAGAUUUAGGCUGAAAUUAAAACAGGCACUAUAUCUAGUAGGCAGAUAGUUUUGUAUUUCAAGUAUAAGAAAUCAUUCCAAACAUACCAGGCGGUAUCUCAGAGUAAAAAGCUCAGAUUGUUUCUCAACUGGGCAACAUUUUAAAUAUUUUAUGGAUGCACAACUCCAAAAUUACUGGGUAAAAAAGAUCCACAGCAGUGGUGAUGUACUGGUGUAGGAGUACAGGCUUUAUAAAACGGUGACUGGUUAUUGGGAUUUGGGAUCCUUACUGCCCAUCUGUUUAAUGGACAGCCAAAAACCUAACUGUGGCAGGGGAACACAGCUUGGGCCACGUACAGAAAUACUGCAUACACUUCCUAUUCCAGGCAGGGAGUAGUGCUGCAGUUUUUCUAAGGGAGAAGUAGAAAAAAAAAUGGGGGCAGAACAUUUAGGCUUUGUCCAGAAAGUAUGCUAUGUAGAAACUGGGCCUAGGCAUUAAGAUACUGUUAAAAAUGUUGUAAAAAGUUUAUUUGUGCAAUUUUUAUUUUGUAGUAUUGUAAAUAAAUGUAGCCUUUAAAUGUACUUUUAUUAAUACCACAAAACUAAUAAUUAUGUUUUGUUUUCUCUUCCUCAUACCAUCGAAUCUCUGACUAUCACAUUACAAGUCUAAACAUAGACACUUUGAGGAAGAUCCUUUAGAUGCCAAACUCAUUGAUUUGGCUCCCUGGCUCUCCAUAGCGCUACAACAUUUAAGUUUCUUUUUCCUUUGUAUUGAGUAUAUGCACAAUCUUUAAAUUUUUCACUCUGAAGACAUUUGGCUUGCAACAGUUUAUUCCUGCAGACAUCAGUCUAUUUAGUUAAUCUUUUUGAUUAAUCUUUUAUGCAAAAUACUGAUUUUAAAUGUAUCACCAUAACAGUGGGAGGGAGAUUAGGGAAAAUGUGUAUUGUACCAAUCUUAGAAUCAUAUAAUCAUUAAGGUUGGACGAGACCUCCAAGAUCAUCAAGUCCAACCCCAACCCAUCCCCACCAUGCCCACCAACCAUGUCCCUCAGUGCCACACUACACAUUUCUUGAACGCCUCCAGGGACAGUGACUCCACGGCCUCCCUGGGCAGCCCGUUCCUGUCUUCAUCAUCACUGAACCACACAGAAGAGAAACAGGUACACUCUCUGUACGCCUAGUGACACAGGAGGAUGUAGUGAGGUCUUGGCUACCCACUGGUGUUAGAAUUGGAUGUCCUGAUAGAGUUUUGUGAAACGAUGGUAUUUCACCUUACAAAAGGUGCAGUCACUGUCACUGCUACUAACAUGGAUAUCCAGUUAUGUAAUUAACUCCUUCUAGAAAUAAUUUGUAUCCAACCAAACCACUGGACCAAAUAGCAGAACGCUUUUUAGCUGCCUUUCUAUGGAUAUUGAUGUGUCGGCUUGCUGAUAUGAAGCCACAGAUCCUCCUCCAGUGAGCGCCCAUUGGCAUUUCAGCCAGCCAGCCAAGAUCUAUUUGAGAAGAGGAAGCGCUUCUCCUAGUCAGGCCUUCCUUGGCCGCGCACGUAAAGCAAAAUAGAACGUGGGGGCAGCGUCGCCGCCCCUCGGACAAGAUGGCGGGCCGGGCCUCCCGGCACUACAACUCCCAGCAGGAGCCGCGGCGGGGCCUAGCCCCAGACUACAGCUCCCGGCGUGCCCGCCGCCGCUUCCCGUCUCCGCGGGAAGAAAUCCUUGCCCUCAUCUGCCCAGGUGAACCUGGCUGGCUUUGUCCUGUCACUGUAAGCACAUCACCAGGCAAAGGAACAGGUGCCACCAUUUGGGUAUAACAACAAAUGAAACCAACCAGGUGCUUUCAGCUUAGGUGGGAGAAGAACUUCACCUGUGCCUAAGAGGGCUCCCAGGGAGCACAAUCAGGAGGGAAAAUCACUGCUUUAAAGAAAUCUGAAGAUGAGUGCCCACACGCAGACUGCAGAGAAGGGCCAGAACACAGCCCUCCUCUGCCAGGAGAGCUAUGUUUGCAGUGGGACAGAUGAAGCGGUCUUUGAGUGCGAUGAGUGCAGGAGCCUGCAGUGCCAGCGCUGUGAAGAGGAGCUGCACCAGCCGGAAAGGCUGCGGAACCACGAACGGACCCGCAUAAGGCCUGGCCACGUCCCUUACUGUGACUCCUGCAAAGGUGCCAAUGGGAACAUCAUGCACGCCAGUAUGAUGGGGUCAAGACAGAUAGCAGCGGUGAGGUGCCAGGUGUGCAAAAUCAACCUCUGUGUGGAGUGUCAGAAGAGAACGCAUGCUGGGGGGAACAGGAGGAAGCACCCUGUCACCGUGUACCAUGCUGGUAAAGCCCAGGAGCAGGAAGAGGAGGAGAUGGAUGAGGAGACCAGGAGAAAGAAGAUGGCAGAGAAAGUUGUGAGUUUCCUCUUGGUGGAUGAAACUGAGGAGAUUCAGGUAAGGAAUGAGGAAGACUUUAUUAAGAAACUGGACUGUAGUCCUGACCAGCAUCUAAAGGUAGUGUCCAUCUUUGGGAACACAGGGGAUGGCAAGUCUCACACCCUUAACCACGCUUUCUUCUAUGGCCGGGAAGUCUUCAAGACAUCUCCAGCCCAAGAGUCCUGCACUGUCGGAGUCUGGGCAGCCUAUGACCCUGUCCGCAAAGUGGUGGUAAUCGAUACAGAGGGCCUCCUGGGGGCCACCGUGAACCUCAGCCAGAGAACACGGCUGCUGCUGAAGGUCCUGGCCAUCUCUGACCUUGUCAUCUACCGUACUCGUGCUGACAGGCUCCACAAUGAUCUCUUCAAAUUCCUUGGUGAUGCCUCAGAGGCUUAUUUAAAACAUUUCACCAAGGAGCUAAAAGCUACCACAGCCCGGUGUGGCCUAGAUGUUCCUCUGUCAACUUUGGGUCCAGGUGUCAUCAUCUUCCAUGAGACUGUGUACACCAAGCUACUGGGCUCUGAUCAUCCUUCUGAGGUUCCUGAGAAGCUCAUUCAAGAUCGGUUUCGGAAGCUAAGCUGUUUUCCUGAGGCUUUCAGCUCAAUCCAUUACAAGGGAACAAGGACAUACAAUCCUCCAACAGAUUUCUCUGGUCUUAGGCGAGCUGUGGAGCAGCAGCUGGAGAACAAUACAACUCGGUCGCCUAGACAGCCUGGUGUUAUCUACAAAGCAUUAAAGGCUCUAAGUGACCGGUUUAGUGGGGAAAUCCCUGAUGACCAGAUGGCUCACAGCUCUUUCUUUCCAGAUGAAUAUUUCACAUGUUCCUCUGUGUGCCUCAGCUGUGGGUGUGGCUGUAAGAAGAGCAUGAACCACACAAAGGAAGGAGUCCCUCAUGAAUCCAAAAGUCGAUGCAGAUACUCUCACCAGUAUGACAACAGAGUCUAUACUUGCAAGGCCUGUUAUGAACGAGGAAUGGAGGUUAGUGUGGUGCCAAAAACCUCUGCUUCCACUGACUCACCUUGGCUAGGCCUUGCCAAAUAUGCUUGGUCAGGAUAUGUGAUUGAGUGCCCCAACUGCGGAGUGGUGUACCGCAGCCGACAGUACUGGUUUGGUAACCAAGAUCCUGUAAAUACUGUGGUGAGGACAGAAAUUGAACAUGUCUGGCCAGGGACGGAUGGCUUUCUGAAAGACAACAACAAUGCAGCCCAGCGUUUAUUGGAUGGGAUGAAUUUCAUGGCACAAUCAGUAUCUGAACUUAGCCUGGGACCCACAAAAGCUGUGACCUCCUGGUUGACGGACCAGAUUGCCCCAGCUUACUGGAGACCCAACUCUCAGAUCCUGAGUUGUAAUAAGUGCAACACGCCUUUUAAAGAUAAUGACACUAAACAUCACUGCCGGGCCUGUGGAGAGGGCUUCUGUGAUGGCUGUUCUUCCAAGACCCGUCCUGUGCCUGAGCGAGGCUGGGGACCAGCACCAGUGCGCGUGUGUGACAACUGCUAUGAAAACAGGGGCAUCCAGUUAGAUGUGGCUGAGCUACCUUCAGAUGAAGAAGGGGGGACACUUAUUGCCAGGAAGGUUGGGGAAGCUGUGCAGAACACUCUUGGAGCAGUGGUGACAGCCAUGGACAUUCCCUUAGGUCUGGUAAAAGAUGCUGCCCGACCUGCAUACUGGGUACCAGACCACGAAAUCCUGCACUGCCACAACUGCCGGAAGGAAUUCAGCAUCAAGCUCUCCAAACACCACUGUCGGGCCUGUGGCCAGGGAUUCUGUGACGAGUGCUCACAUGACCGCAGAGCGGUUCCUUCUCGUGGAUGGGAUCACCCAGUCCGAGUCUGCUUUAACUGCAAUAAAAAGCCUGGUGACCUUUAACCCCAGGCUCAUCUCCAGAUCUUUGCAAUUCCUUAUGUUCUCAGGGUUACAAAUGAAAAUAUUUGGUCUCCCUUUCACUUCUUAACCUGUUGCAGCCAGAGUGCAUGUUUCCAGUUUCUGGCCUCCUCUCAUGUAUUAUAUCCAUCUUGGAAUGCUGGGAAUGAACUUCAGUUCAGCUGUUAGGUUUUAAUUUCAAAUUAACUGGGGAAGGGAAGGAGCUCCCCUGUAAAUGAGCAAACUAAAAUCCAGUAUAUUUUAUUCCAAUUUAAAUAUAUAUAUAUCUAUAUAUAUGUAUAAUUUAGCAUAUUAAUAAUGCAGUUGGCUAAUGAAGCUUUGAGUAUUCCUAGUUGAAGUGAUGGAUUAUGGUGUUCCUUGCUACACUGAAUCAGGCAUACAGCCUUCUGAUUCCUCUUCUGGAACAUCUUACUGAUCAUGAUGCCAUGUGAGGAAGGUUUGGACUCUGUGCUGCCAGGAAAUCACAGGCAUCUCCAGUGCUGAUUGUAUGAAUUACACCUGGUAAUUCAAGCAGCCCUACAUCUGGAUGUGCCAUGCUCCUGGCCGUUCAUUAGCAAGUUUGUUUGAACUAUGAUAUGAACAGUGGUCUUGCAGUGCAAGAGGUAUUAAGUUGAAAUAACCCUCUGGUAGAGACCAGUAGAGCUUUUAAAGGUAAAGCAAAUCAUAUGGCACAAGUCAAAGCAUUCUGAGUUUGCCAUUUUGACUUCAAUACCAGAUCAAAAGGUAGCAGGGUCUUGCUUUCCCUGACAAUGUUCUCAUAUACUCAGGUUUUUUUUUUUUCAGGUUUGCCAGCUUGUUGCAAUUAAGUUUUGUACAGAGCAGAACAAGAGAACAAGUUAUGUAGGCAAUUCUGAGGUAAGAAGUUUGAGUUGCUUGGGUUGUGAUUUUUCUUUCUUUUUUUUCCCACUUUAGAAAAAGAUCUCUGAGUCUAUGGAACCUCUGUGUUCUCAGACAUGGUUGUAUAGAAACUGCACAGAUUUGACAUACUUUUUUUUUUUUCUAAUAAUAUGACCUUACAAAUCCACCUGGAAAAUGGGAACCUUUCUUCUUUGCUCCUAGCAACUAGCACGCACUGGACUUCAUCCUUUUAUUAAAGGACUGCGUUGAAUUCACUGAUUUUUAUUAUCAAAACCACCACUUAACCUAAUUAAUACUGUCUUGUACUGUGGAUUUGUGGUUCCAGUUAUAAGAAGUAAGAGACCAUUGUGGAUUGAACUGACUAAAAUUCUCUGUUGGCUUACGUAGUCAAGAAUACUUUUACCACAGGAGACUUGUCUCUUCUUGGAGUGGCUGGAGUUUGAUACAAUGUCCUGAAACUAUGGUAUUUUUUCCCCAGCUUAUUAAAUGUGCUCUUGUGUAGUUGAGUGCCCAACACCCUGUUUUAGGCCUGUAUCAUUAAAUUAACUGCUAUAAAAGACUUUAUCUUCUGAACAAGCAUUCUGACUUUUUCCUUGUAACAAGUAGUUCUUGCUUGUCUCUGAGAGAAAGUACAGAGUGAUUGCCCCUUCGCAACUACAUCCAACCUGCGCGUGGAAGUACACUUGGAAGACUUCCAGGACACCUUCUGUACUGACCAAGUUUGCUGGGGACUAUCUAACAUUCUAAUGAGCAAAGCCUGCCAUAAACUGACAGUUGCCCAAGGGAGGGCAUGAGUAGGUAGAAAUCCUCUCCUUAAAACACGUUCUGCACAUCCAGCAUAAUUCUGUGCUUCAAAGUCGUCUUAUUAUUUUAACGGGCAAGCGAUGUUUUCUUGGUUUGUAGGCUGUGCCCUGUGUGCUGUGUAUGCAUGAGCCCUUACUAUCAUGUUAAUGCACAAAGAAAGCAGCCAUGACAUUCCUUGUAUAAAAUUUUUGGCAUCUGUUUCAA
Molecule: messenger RNA, 7705 nt
Organism: Numida meleagris (helmeted guineafowl)
Lineage: Eukaryota; Metazoa; Chordata; Aves; Galliformes; Numididae
Gene: ZFYVE1
Product: zinc finger FYVE-type containing 1
Exons: 13
Coding region: 3479-5824 (781 amino acids)
Molecular function (GO): zinc ion binding
Source: RefSeq, a predicted model, not a curated record